Alternaria hordeiaustralica is the source of this 660-nucleotide messenger RNA. RefSeq lists its product as uncharacterized. The record is from RefSeq and is a predicted model, not a curated record. Bases 1 to 660 code for a protein of 219 amino acids. The transcript is spliced from 2 exons. Lineage: Eukaryota; Fungi; Ascomycota; Dothideomycetes; Pleosporales; Pleosporaceae.
AUGAAGAUCUCCGGCGAAGUGGGUAGUAUCAUCUGCCAGGAAGAUCUCAAGAUCGAGGCCUAUACCGAACAACUAGUCUCCAUGUUCAAUGCCAUUGUCUCCCGCGAUGCUCAAUCGCCCCAUGGAAAGUUCUACUUCGUCGCAAAGCGCCUUCAAGAGCGGUUCGCUCACAUCAAAGAGGGUGCUGCUGGCGAGCAACAAACGGAUCCCGAAUACGACUCCACCCGAAACAACAGUCAAACUUCCCGACCCUCCACGCGCCAAUCACCUCCCAACCAAACCCCGCUUCACCUUCUCUCGGAAGUCGCAAUGGGUAGCAGCAACAACGUCGCUUCUCAGCAACAGCAGCAGCAGCAGACGCAAGCGCAGGCACAGGCGCAAUCUCGUUCUCAACAACAAGCUCAGGCCGCUUUACAGGCCCACGCGCAGCAUUCUCAGCAAGCUAUGCCAAACUGGUAUCCUAACAUGAACGCGCAGCCUACUCCAGAUAUGAUGGGUCUUGGUGCACAACAACCAUUCGAUAUCAACUUCGAUUUCACCCAAUUCGAUCUAGGCACAGGCUCGGACGCAGAUCUGUCAGCACUGUUCAUCCCGGACUCAAUGGCAAUGUGGGGUUACCCUGCCGAUCCCAACAUGCAGGGUGGUUACAACGGAUACUGA